AGAUUGUAGCUCUAACCACACUCGUAGCCUGCGCUAGCGCAGGUUUGAUUGGUGGAUUAGGUGGACAUGGAUAUGGUGGUGGACAUGGAUUAGCCCUUGGAGCAGUCUCAGUUGCGCAUGCUGCACCAAUCGCUAUUGCACAACCCUCACACGAGUCUGUCGAUUACUAUGCAUACCCAAAAUACGAAUUCAACUAUGGAGUCGCUGAUGGCCACACCGGAGAUCACAAAUCACAAAAAGAAGUCCGUGAUGGUGACGUAGUCAAAGGUUCCUACACCGUAGCUGAACCAGACGGUACUCUCCGUACUGUACACUACACCGCUGAUGACCACAACGGAUUUAACGCCGUUGUUACCAGAAGCGGACAUGCAGUUCACCCACAGGUUGUCACCAAAUACGCCCCCGUAGCUAUUGCGCUUGGACAUGGUGGUGGACAUGGUUACCAUUGAUGAUCUCAGACGGCUAGAAAUGUUGCUCAUUCAUGUAUAUACCUCAUAAGUUGUUUUAGUGUUGUUCUUCUCUUAGCGUGCAUGUAUCUCAUCUUCGUUGUAUUUAUUUUUGUACUCAAAUAAAAGACGUUUGUAU
Molecule: messenger RNA, 585 nt
Organism: Diabrotica balteata
Lineage: Eukaryota; Metazoa; Arthropoda; Insecta; Coleoptera; Chrysomelidae
Source: the annotation of a GenBank genome assembly